Hibiscus syriacus is the source of this 622-nucleotide messenger RNA. Its product is annotated as sm-like protein LSM8. Gene Ontology annotation, biological process: mRNA splicing, via spliceosome. NCBI's taxonomy places the organism in Eukaryota, Viridiplantae, Streptophyta, Magnoliopsida, Malvales, Malvaceae. The transcript has 6 exons. The record is from RefSeq and is a predicted model, not a curated record. Gene Ontology annotation, molecular function: RNA binding. The coding region runs from base 205 to 501 and encodes 98 amino acids. Gene Ontology annotation, cellular component: U6 snRNP; precatalytic spliceosome; U4/U6 x U5 tri-snRNP complex.
GACCAACACUCCAAUAAACUAUUUUCAAGCUCUCAAUUGCUUCAUUCUUCUUGUUCCCCUUGUCUCUACCCUAACUCAGCCGGCAUAAUUUGGAACCGACCCGACUAAUAUUCGGGUUCCUAACUGACCCCUUAAGCUGCUCCGCGUUAGAAAAUUGUCGUCCCGUCUUGCUAAUCACAUUUACUGUUGUUUCUAAGCUUCAAAAUGGCAACUGGCCCUGGACUUGAGUCUCUUGUAGAUCAGACAAUCUCAGUCAUUACCAAUGAUGGGCGCAACAUUGUGGGAGUUUUAAAAGGCUUCGACCAGGCCACAAAUAUCAUUCUCGACGAAUCUCAUGAACGUGUGUAUUCCACCAAGGAAGGUGUUCAGCAACUUGUGCUGGGUUUGUACAUAAUAAGAGGCGACAACAUAAGUGUCGUUGGUGAACUAGAUGAAGAGCUCGAUUCUGCUCUCGACUUGUCAAAUGUUAGAGCACAUCCUCUGAAGCCUGUUAUCCAUUGAUUGAAAGGGGAAAGUUUUGUAGAGUUGCUAAGGACGGCAUGCUGUAUUAAGUUCUUAAGAAAACAUGUUAAAGAUCAUAAAUAGGAUGAUGAGAAACCAAAUGCGUAUUAAUUUUUGGAUG